UUAUAACUAUGGCGGGUCAUGGCUUUUAAAGACCUCCAUUCCUAUUUCCUACCUCUCUGAGUUAUUUCAUUGGAGCACACUCAACGUUCUCCAUUGAAGCGUUCUCCGUUGAAUCUAAUUCUUGUAUCCUCCAUUGAAGCAGCUUCUAAGAUAACCAACAUGUACAAUAACGUGGGAGUUCAGCCUGGAGGCCAAGCCGGCCAACAGCCACAAUUUCCUCCCCAAGCUAGUCCAUUUGGGACUGCUUUCACUGGAGCUGGUUCUGGGUUGCUUCGCAGUGGAUUGAGUGCAUAUGGAGAGAAAAUAUUUGGUUCAAGCUCGGAGUAUGUGCAAAGCAAUAUAAGUAGGUACUUUGCUGACCCGCAAUAUUAUUUCCAAGUGAAUGAUGACUAUGUGAGGAACAAGUUGAAGGUUGUUCUGUUUCCUUUUAUGCACCGGGGGCAUUGGACGAGGAUCACUGAGCCUAUGGCAGGCAAAAUCUCCUACAAACCUCCAAUUUAUGAUAUCAAUGCACCAGAUCUUUACAUUCCUAUGAUGGCAUUUCUUUCGUAUGUUGUGCUUGCUGGAUUAUCCUUGGGGCUGAAUAGAAAGUUUAACCCAGAGACUGUAAACUGGCUGCUCAUGAAAGGACUAGUGGGGUGGUUUUUACAGGUUUUACUACUCAAAAUGUCAUUAUUGUCACUCAGCAGUGGGGAAACACCAUUGUUGGAUAUCGUGGCAUACGCAGGGUAUGCAUUUACAGGCAUAUCUUUGGCUCUUGUUGGGAAACUAUUGUGGAGACACUCUUAUUACGUCACGUUACUCUUGACCUGCCUUAGCAUGGGAAUUUUUCUGGUGAAGACUAUGAAGAGAGUUUUGUAUGCAGAGGUGAGGAGUUAUGACUCAGGCAAACAUCAUGUGCUCUUGCUCUUGAUUGCAUUGGCUCAGUUUCCACUCUUCUUGUGGCUUGGGAACAUAACUGUCAACUGGCUGUUCUAGCCCCCGAAUAUCUAGUUGCUUGUUGUAUAGCUCUAGCAUCUAGGUGAUACAGACUCCUUUGCCAAGGAUUUUUACUGUUUGUGUGGUGCGUACUUGGAGACUGCGUUGUCCGGACCAUACUGUUGUCUGUUAACAGGAUAAAAUUGGAGUUAUUCAUUGUCUAUAGGAUCAAACUGUAACCGCUAAUGUUGUUAUAUUGAUAAUUUUUGGUAAUUCAGGAAUAGAUAUGAUUUCAUAUGCAGUUGAAUUUUGGGUAAUUCAUGCCGGAAAGACAAUUGAUGCCUUUUAAGCUUA
Molecule: messenger RNA, 1272 nt
Organism: Chenopodium quinoa (quinoa)
Lineage: Eukaryota; Viridiplantae; Streptophyta; Magnoliopsida; Caryophyllales; Amaranthaceae
Product: protein YIF1B-like
Exons: 5
Coding region: 160-978 (272 amino acids)
Biological process (GO): endoplasmic reticulum to Golgi vesicle-mediated transport
Cellular component (GO): endoplasmic reticulum membrane; Golgi membrane; COPII-coated ER to Golgi transport vesicle
Source: RefSeq, a predicted model, not a curated record